CUCAUUUGUCUGUCCCCUUCUUGUCUUCCCCCUCUGCUUUCAGGACAUGGAGGCAAAAAGAAAAACCCUUGAGGUCUUGAAGGAUAAAUCUCAGAAGAAUUUUCUGCAGAGUCACCUGAUCCAGAAGGAGGAGUUAAAGGCAGAGAGAGAGUUGAGAUGUGCAAUGCAAGACAAGUGUCAGCAGAGGCUGGAGGUGAGCAUCGAGAAGCUGCUUGAGGCCAAAGACAAGGCAGAGCAGAAACUGAAAGAGGUCAGCCUGGAGUCACAGCAAAUAUCAGCGAACCUAGAGGAAGCUCACAGUUGGUUCCACUUCAAGUUCAACAACCUGAAGGAAGAUGCAGAGCCAAACAGAUAUAAUGGGAACAAGGAACCGCAAGAGACUGAACACCAUGCCCCAGGGACCGGUGAAGAGACUGAACACCAUGCCCCAGGGACCAGUGAAGAGACUGAACACCAUUGCCAUCACAAUGGAAAGGUUUGGUGUGAUAUCAAGUCGCAGGAACCAGAAGAGUUGGAGAGAUGGGCAGCCACCAUACAACGAUGGGAGACCAAGAGGGAGCAGGCUCUCAUUGCACGUGGAUACAACCCUGCUUCUUUGCUCUGCAGGACCGGCCAAAGACAAUCAGAGUUCAUGAACAGAGAGUAUGUGCUGCCGACAUAUCAAGGAGGGCACUUGAGUUGACGUAAUCCAAUUGAAGUUAUCCACAGGACAGAUGAAGUUGUUCAACAGGUCCAUGAAUCAGUCUAAAGA
Molecule: messenger RNA, 751 nt
Organism: Esox lucius (northern pike)
Lineage: Eukaryota; Metazoa; Chordata; Actinopteri; Esociformes; Esocidae
Product: coiled-coil domain-containing protein 150-like
Exons: 6
Coding region: 47-682 (211 amino acids)
Source: RefSeq, a predicted model, not a curated record